AUGUCAGACCUGAUUAGACGUCGUAGGUCGGUAACGACUACACCGAGUUCUGACCCCCCGCCUCAGUCGGCAUCUGCUGCCACUGCGCCAGCACAGAUGGACCAGUUGGCAGUUGGUCCGUGGGGUCCCAGGCGCCAGCUUCAUCGGCUUCAUCAGUGGCGCAGCCUGUUAGCGCCAGGUGGUGUCAUCGGCCUGUCAGCACCACCGACACCACAUCGACUGAUGCUUCGGGCCCACAGCCAGAAGAACACCCGCGGGCCGUGUCAGCAGUUGAAGACAGCAAAGGUCACCUGGGUGACCAACAGUCGUAUCAACAUCGUAUAUGACAAGCGACAUCGGGCUGCACCGACGCCGGAGUUGCAUAGCUCCUUGGGCCAAGACAUUGGUCACGUCCUGCGUACCCAUUGCCCGAUGCAAUGGAAGUCUUGGAAGGUCAUGCCUGACGAGAUCAAGACGGAGGUUCGCGGCCAGUUGUCGACGAACUACAACUUGGAGGACCUCGACAACGUGUCGUUGGCGUACGUUAACAGACUCUUCUCUGAGAGGUACAAGCAGUGGACGAGCGACUUGCACCACUAUUUUGAGGCUUUUGAGGCUCCGGAAGCGCCCGAUUUUGUGAAUAAAGCCAAAGUCAAUAAGGGCAAUAGGAAGAAGAAGACUCUUCUCCACCAUUCAGGUUCUAGGCCCUUCUCCUAUAGGAUGGAUGCACGGCACCGGGGGUCCAAAUUCCCAGAGAUCGACGUCUUUGACGACGUUUAUGUUCGGCUUGGGAAUGAGUUGGCCGAGUCCCUUCAUGUAAACGACGAUGGUGGAGAGGAGCCAAUUGGCUCUUCAGGAGUCCGCCUCCCAGCUUCCUCUCGAGACUCCAAUCGAGUCUGUGGAUCCUCCAUAGGAUGCUGGGUUUCAGAUCCUGAAGGAGACGUUGGAUCAGACUCUCGGGAGGAGGCCGGGGACAUAUUGUCGAGGGAUGGGGAAUGCCCGGCAGAGGGAACCCAGACCCCGUCCAGCAGCGCAGUCAAGUCAGGUAACUGCUUUGACUGCACAGGUGGCCACGCUUCAGAGUCAGAUGUCAGUGAUUCUGGAGUCCCUUGCACGAUCCGGCAUUCCAAUCCCGUAGUUUCAUGCGUCGACCUCCGAGCCCGUCCACCCAGAGCAUCCCCAGUAGACCACGGCCCCUACCCAAACCUCUGA
Messenger RNA from Prunus armeniaca (apricot), 1191 nucleotides. The record is from the annotation of a GenBank genome assembly. NCBI's taxonomy places the organism in Eukaryota, Viridiplantae, Streptophyta, Magnoliopsida, Rosales, Rosaceae.